AUGUUAUUGGCUUUAUAUUUUGGUGCCAAACAAUCUGGUGUAGAGUUAUCCGAGAUUGGCGAUAAGCUAAAAGAUUUUGAUAUUAAAAAUUUCGAAUUGAAGAAUUUUGAUUCUUUUCAAAACUCGUUUCUGGAAUUUUUUGAUGACCUUAAAGAUAACUUUCCAACCCCGAUCUCUAGCAUUAUGCAAGAUAUCCAAGCUCAACCUGAAUCCAAAAAAGAUCAUGCAAUUGACGCAACAUUAGACUUUGCAAUUGGAAAAUACAUGAAAAGCUUGCACAACCUAACAAGUAGAAAUCCCGUCAUUAUGGUUCCUGGUGUUAUAAGUACCGGUUUGGAAUCCUGGGGACUUGAAGGCACUCCUGAAUGUCCAUCACAAAACCAUUUUAGAAAAAGACUAUGGGGCUCCUUUUAUAUGUUGAAAACAAUGUUUUUAGAUAAAGCUUGUUGGUUACAACACAUAAUGCUAGAUCAACAAACUGGGCUAGACCCUCCCUUUUACAAAAUUAGAGCUGCUCAAGGGUUUGAAGCAACUGAUUAUUUCGUUGCGGGCUAUUGGAUUUGGGGCAAAAUCCUAAAUAAUUUAGCUGCUAUUGGCUAUAACCCAAAUAACAUGAUCAAUGCUGCCUACGAUUGGAGAUUAUCCUACUUGGAUUUAGAAAGAAGAGACGGUUAUUUUUCAAAAUUAAAACACCAAAUCGAAUAUCAAAUGAAGACCAAUGGCCAUAAAUCUGUUUUAAUUGGUCACUCUAUGGGUUCUCAAGUCAUAUACUAUUUUAUGAAAUGGGUUGAGGCUUCUGGUCCUCAUUUUGGUAAUGGUGGUUCCAACUGGUGCAAUGAUCACAUUUCUUCUUAUAUUGAUAUAUCUGGUUCCGUCUUGGGGACCCCGAAGGCAAUUGUAGCCUUGUUGUCUGGUGAAAUGAAAGAUACUGUUCAGCUAAAUGCCUUGGCUGUUUAUGGUUUAGAAAAGUUUUUUUCGAGAAAGGAAAGAUUAAAAUUAUUAAGGUCUUUUGGUGGUAUUGCCUCAAUGAUUCCCAAAGGUGGCAACACAAUUUGGGGAAAUUUAUAUAGUGCUCCAGAUGACGAAUUUGGUAAUAGAACCUCAAAUGAUGACAGUUUUGGUAAAUUUAUUGGUUUCCAAAAACAAGUCGGUAAAUUCUCUGACAAAAAUUUAACAAUGGAAGAAAGUAUUGAUUUAUUAUUAGAUCAAUCUCCCGAGUGGUUUCAUAGAAGAACUUUAGAGCAUUACUCCUUUGGAAUCGAAUCAAAUAAAAAACAAUUAUUACUAAAUAAUAAAGAUUUUUCAAAAUGGAGUAAUCCCUUGGAAGCACCUUUGCCAUAUGCUCCAAAUAUGAAGGUUUAUUGCUUUUAUGGUGUUGGUAAUCCAACUGAAAGAGCAUAUACCUACAAAGAAGAACUACUGAAAACUCUGUCCACAUUGAAUUUAACCAUGGAGUCUAACGCAGAAAACGCGGUUAUCUUUAGUGAUGGUGAUGGAACAGUAUCGAUUUUGACUCACACAAUGUGUCAUAAAUGGAAAGAAGAAAAUUCUAUUUAUAAUCCCGGUAACAGUAAAGUGAAAAUUGUUGAAAUCUUGCAUCAACCCGAUAAAUAUGAUAUCAGAGGAGGAGCCAAAACAGCAGAACAUGUUGAUAUUUUGGGUUCAACUGACUUAAAUGAGUUGAUUUUAAAAGUUGUAUCAGGUAGAGAUGAUUUGAUUGAAGAAAACAUAAUCAGUAAAUUGCCUGAAUAUAUUAAAAAAAUGAAUUUUACCGUUUGA
Messenger RNA from Ascoidea rubescens DSM 1968, 1779 nucleotides. RefSeq names its product phospholipid:diacylglycerol acyltransferase (gene LRO1). The coding region runs from base 1 to 1779 and encodes 592 amino acids. The transcript has a single exon. Gene Ontology annotation, biological process: lipid storage; triglyceride biosynthetic process. NCBI's taxonomy places the organism in Eukaryota, Fungi, Ascomycota, Saccharomycetes, Ascoideales, Ascoideaceae. Gene Ontology annotation, cellular component: cytoplasm; perinuclear endoplasmic reticulum. The record is from RefSeq and is a predicted model, not a curated record. Gene Ontology annotation, molecular function: phospholipid:diacylglycerol acyltransferase activity.